This is a messenger RNA of Diutina rugosa, 1191 nucleotides long. RefSeq names its product mRNA splicing protein. NCBI's taxonomy places the organism in Eukaryota, Fungi, Ascomycota, Pichiomycetes, Serinales, Debaryomycetaceae. The coding region runs from base 1 to 1191 and encodes 396 amino acids. Gene Ontology annotation, molecular function: ATP binding; RNA binding; RNA helicase activity. The transcript is spliced from 2 exons. The record is from RefSeq and is a predicted model, not a curated record.
AUGUCAAGGCGGCGGGCCCAUGACGUGACGGAUUUACCGGUGAAAAAGCCGAAAUUUCUCAAUAAACGCCAACGGGAACAAUUGAAGCUGUCCCUGGCUCAACCGUCAGCCCCAGUAAAGCCUCAGAAGCCGCAUUCACUGACUCCUCAUCGCUCCGUUACUCUCCCUGAUGAAAAGCAUGGUGCUGCAUCUCCAGUUCGAGGAGAUGGGAAUGCCAAAUUCAAGUUUGACUGGAACAACGAUGAGGACACUUGGGGAGACGUGGAAUUGAUUGGUGUGCCCGAAACGGCGUCGAAUUCCACUGCACCGAAAACUAACAACUGGCGAGAUAAGCCAUUAUCGGAGAUGACGCCGCGAGAUUGGCGGAUCAUGAAAGAGGAGUUCCACAUCACCACUAAGGGAGAGGUAAAGCAGCCUAAGCUCAUCCGAUAUUGGUCAGAAACGGAAUUGGACGCUCGACUAUUGCAUCGCAUCUCUCAAUUAGGAUACACAAACCCUACACCUAUUCAGCGAGUAGCGGUGCCGAUUGCUAUUGCCCAUGAUGACGUGCUUGGGGUAGCCGCAACGGGGUCGGGGAAAACACUUGCAUUUCUGGUUCCCCUCAUUCAAUACCUUGUGACGAUUGACAGCUCUUACUUACAAGUUGAGUACCAACGCCCAGAGGAUAAAAAACAGGCACUCUCGGUAAUUAUUGCUCCAACUAGAGAGCUUGCGCUACAGAUCAGUGAGAACAUCACCGCGUUAGUCGAUGGUCUUGGAUUUAACGUGGUCACUUUGAUUGGUGGUCACGGGUACGAGGGAAACCUCGAAGCGAUCAAGAAAGGAGCUCACAUUGUUGUCGCCACUCCAGGUCGCUUGGUUGAUGCUUUAGAGCGUCAGCUCAUCCGUCUUGAUCAUUGUUAUUACCUCAUCUUAGACGAGGCUGAUAGAAUGGUGGAUAUGGGAUUUGAGCCAGCUAUGACUAACAUUGUUUCGCAAUUACCACUGGAAAAACAGCUCCAACUGACGAUUGAUACCCGUAUAUUUAAAGUGACGAAAAGAACUACGUUGAUGUUUACUGCUACGAUGUCUCCUGCGAUCGAAAGAUUGACUCAAAAGUAUUUGGUCAAGCCCACGAUGAUCACCGUCAGCGCUGAAACGUCAACUCCCAACAUUGAUCAACAUUUCGAAUUCUUCGAAGAAAUUCCUUGA